AUGAACAGCGAGCCACUUUCUCUAAUAGGAGUGAAGCGAACGCGUUCUCCUUCGCCGCUAGGCAACGUACUGCAAAAUGUCAAACAAGCGCGCGGUCCCGAGUCUACGUCGGUAAAUACAGACUUAUCAAGGACUGGUACUGAGUCCGUCUCAAGUCUUGGACCUAAAGUUGCAAAUAAAAACGUACCUUCAUCUUCAUCUUCGUCUUCAUCUUCGUCUUUGUCUUCGUCUUCGUCUUCGUCUGCUACUUCUUCAUCGACUCAAAGUCAGCCUUCUUCUUCAAGUGAAGUAUUUGGAUUGCGAUCUGGGUCUUCACUUUCAUCAUUGGAAACUUCGACUAACCCCACUGUCGAUAUAUCUUUUGGAUCUUCCUCGACACCUACGUCCUCAAUCACUCCAAUGUUUAAUAACACAUCUGAAACGGCAGCUGCUGAUUCAAGUUCUGCUUCGGCUUCGGCUUCUGCUUCUGCUUUGGCUUUGCGGUCAAAGUCUCGUCAACCAUCUACUACUGAGCUUGCGUCUGCUUUAGGCGUGAGUUCUAAACCUCGGGAGCGACGUAAGUGGACUGAAGAAGAAGACACCAAGUUGCGGACCCUUGUUGCUGAAUGGGGCGAUCAAAGGGGGAAAAAUAGUAAUUGGGAUAAGAUUAGUGAAAGUAUGGAAGGCCGGAGCAGCAAGGAUUGUCGUAAGCGAUGGUUUCAUUCGCUUGAUCCGACAUUACGAAGAGGCCGGUGGACGCCGGACGAAGACCGAAUGCUUAUCGAGGCAUAUGAGAGUAUGGGGCCGUCGUGGAAUCGUAUUGCACAACUUAUUACGGGCCGUACCGAUGAUCAAUGCUCAAAAAGAUAUAACGAUGUGCUUGACCCGCGCAUUAAAACUCGUUUACGUGAAUGGACGAAAGAAGAGGAUACUAUGUUAAUGCAACUGUUUAAAGAAGAAGGUCCUCAGUGGAAAAUCAUUGCAAACAAAAUGGAAGGUCGCACUGGCUUAACUUGCCGUAACCGUUGGCGAAAACUUGCGAACAAUUCGGUUGGAGGAUCAAACUCCACAAGUAGUAAUUCUCAGCAACAACAGCAACAAGGCAGAAACUCUUUAUCUGAGGUACGAAGAAACAGCAGCCAUAAUAGUAACAAUAACUCUCAAAGUCAAGAUACACAAGAUACACAGCCAUUAUCACCAGAAUCAGAGCAGGCAUCAUCAAAUCAUUCUACUCCAUCAUCAGUUCAUUCUGCAAGUGCUGUGCCUCCUCCGCCUUUUCAAAAUUCAAGGGAGGCGGCUAACCCUACAGCAAUUGUACCAGAUAAUUCGAGUGCCAUAAAUGUGCAAUAUUCUGGCAGCCCUCAAUUUACCGCCAACUCUGCUCAACCGACUAACAAUAACAGUAACAAUAACCGUAACAAUAACAAUAACAAUAACAGUAUUAACAACAAAAACAACAACAGUAAUAGUAAUAGUAAUAGAGCACCCGGUCCCGGAUACUUAAACUCAUCAGGUGGAUAUUCAGGGCAGGAAACGCUGCUUGAGCGAUCACUUUCAAUUUUACGAGGAUCAGAAGCCACUGCGUUUCUUCAAAAUGUUUCCAACUUUGCUGCUGAGACAGAAGCAGCUGUUGCUGCAGCGGCAGCCAUACCUGUUGGAAAUAACCAAGUUUUGAGCAACAAUUCCAGCGCAGGCGCUAAUAAGACGACAGGCACAGGUGCAGGUGCAGGAGGUUCAACCUCUCGAACAAACAAUGGUCUGACUACUAACGUUGUUAAUCCGCAAAACAGUACAAACAGUACAAACAGUACAAAUACAACGAGUUCAAAAAACACUCACUAUACAUUUGGAUUGGAUGGACCUUCAGGUGUGCUAACCCAGAAACCUUCUUACGAUGGUUCUAAUCCACAGUUUUCAUCAGCAAUAGAUGACAAUAAUGGCAGUACAGUUGCUCUUAAGCAAGAAGACAUUGAGCGAAUUGUGAUGACAGCUAAACGACUUGGAGUCGCUGUAAUUGUACAUCAGCAUAAUCAUCACAAGCACGAGAAUCAUCACCACCAUCAUUACUAUAAUGGCGACGCGCGGGCCGAAGGCGCCAACUCAGCAGAUGGGCCAACCUCAGACACCAGCAACAGAGCUCAUGGUACGGCUGCUGUCAACAACAGUAAUAACGGUAACAAUAACAAUAACAAUAAUAACGAUGAUGAUGAUGGAUCAACCCCUCCGUUCUUGCGGGCACACCCUGAAUUCCGGGAGUUGGAACAAAUGGACAUGGACACAGAUCCACUUGGAUGGUUUGGAACACCGUUCCCGAGUGCCAAUGUUUCAAAUAAUAUACCAGGUCCUACGCUGACGGGUGGUGUUAGUAGGGGUGUUGGUGGAUAUAAUAAUUCUGGUGGAGACAAUUAUUCGAAUGGAUUAAAUGGUGGAUCAUCAAUGAUGAAUAGUUAUUCUGGGAAAGGUCCUAGUCCUAAUCAUUAUGAAGAUAUUCCAUUCAAUCCGUCUUAA
Messenger RNA from Magnusiomyces paraingens, 2487 nucleotides. RefSeq lists its product as uncharacterized. The record is from RefSeq and is a predicted model, not a curated record. The transcript has a single exon. Bases 1 to 2487 code for a protein of 828 amino acids. NCBI's taxonomy places the organism in Eukaryota, Fungi, Ascomycota, Dipodascomycetes, Dipodascales, Dipodascaceae.